Mizuhopecten yessoensis (Yesso scallop) is the source of this 707-nucleotide messenger RNA. Its product is annotated as coiled-coil domain-containing protein 167-like. The record is from RefSeq and is a predicted model, not a curated record. The transcript is spliced from 5 exons. Lineage: Eukaryota; Metazoa; Mollusca; Bivalvia; Pectinida; Pectinidae. Bases 403 to 681 code for a protein of 92 amino acids.
ACAGUCGGUAGAUUCUAUAACAUCCUUGUUAUUUGACAUGUCGUCAGAAACUGAGGAAUGGUGGAUACAAGACGCGUGAAAGAUAGCGAUUGAAGUUAACUAGGGAAGAACUUGCACCAUGCAGCCUGUCACACCACAUGGCUUGGCACGCGGCUGACGUCAACCCGGUGGGAUAUAUCCAGUUCUGGGUGGAAAGUUCUACAUGUGUGCUGAUCUGUAGUGUGAGUUCCUAUACUGUGGUGAUACAGACCAGUCACGCUCCUAUUGUGUGACGUAUUCCUCGGGUCUCAACAACGUUUGAAUGGAUUAGCAUUAAGUAAGCUCCAUUGCAACUGAGGUGUAAAUAAAAACAACGUGUCGACUUUUCCUCUGCUCUGUCUGCUGGCCGAUAGUGUUGAUAUUAUGACGACUGUAGCGACACAGAUUGAAGCAGUAGAGACCGAGAUUCAAGGAUGUGAAGACCGGCUGGAUGUGAUUGAGCGUUCUCUGCGCCUAAAGGAGGACAUGACUGACCCAGAAAGAAAUGAUUUAAAGGAAGAGGCCAAACGAGUAAAAAAGACACUGACAAAUCAUAAGAGCGAGCUGAGUAAGUUACGGAAGGAGAACUGGAAGAACAUGUUACUGUCGGUGUUACUGAUGGGACUAGUCUACCUUACCUACCACUAUAUAUGGGCACCGUAACUGCUAAUAAACCUGUUAUAUUGACA